Messenger RNA from Purpureocillium lilacinum, 1170 nucleotides. Lineage: Eukaryota; Fungi; Ascomycota; Sordariomycetes; Hypocreales; Ophiocordycipitaceae. The record is from RefSeq and is a predicted model, not a curated record.
AUGUACGUGGGCGCCGAUUGCCCACGCAGAUGCAACGUCAGCUUGGAUCGCGCCAACCAGGCCGCGUCUUCCUCAAGCAGGUCUGGGCUGGGAGAGGCGCGUCAGCUCCUCCAGCAGGCUUGGGUCUGGCAGUCAAGCUCCGACCUGAGGCUCGCGCAAAUGCUUGGACACAGGAUUGCGUUCCUAUCGACCACACUGCAAAUAGCCAGAGCCACUUGGCCCACUGGUGUUGCCACGAGGAGACGUUCGCUCUGCUUUGCGCUACGGGUAGUGCCACAGUGUGGUAAAGCCAAGUUUACAUCCGCAGCCAUGGUGAGCGCUCCAGCACGAAGCGCACCAGCUCACCACUGCCGUGUGUCUUCGAGUCUUGAAGAAGACGUCGACGAGACGCUACGGUCUUACUCGACCCGCGUCGCAUCCGCGCAGCUUCUUUCGACGCUGGCCCUUGAGGAUCGCGCGCUCUUCAAAUCUUCUGCCGAAGAUGAUGUCGUCGUCAUCACCAAGGAGACCAUCUUCUAUGCACAGGGCGGUGGGCAGCCCUUUGAUACUGGCUCCAUGACCAGCAUGUCAGCCAAUUUCCAGGUCUCGGCCGUGCGCAACUCCGUCGUGUCACCAGGCGCGGUGCUGCACUUGGGCCGGUAUCUCGAAGGCGCCUUCACCCAGGGUGAUGCAGUCGAGCAGAAGGUUGACACGAAACGUCGCGAUGACAAUUCACGUCUGCAUACAGGCGGGCAUGUUGUCGCCCUCGCCGUGCGCAAGCACCUUCUCAACGGCGCCGUAGAUGACGUCUCUCACAAGGAUCUCGUUGAACUUGGCGCUUCUCAUUACCCCGACUCGGCGUAUGUCAACUUUCAGGGUACCAUCGAAGCAGCGCACAAGGACGCUAUCCAGACCCAAGUCGACGCCUUCGUAGAUGCCGCGCUGCCGGUCAAGGUCUACUUUUGGAGUGAAGAGGAAUUGCGGGCUCGCUGCGCCGCUGUGCCCGACGCUGUCGCCAUACAAGAUAGGGACGGCGGGCUGACGAGGGCGGUGGAUAUCGAGGGUGCUGGGGCAUAUCCUUGCGGCGGAACACACGUCAAAGAUACUAGUCUUGUCGGGAAAGUGAAGGUCAGGAAAAUAUCGAGGUCCAAGGGCUGCAGCAGGGUAUCAUACACGGUCGAGCAUCCAUAG